AUGAUUAGUAUCGAUGGACUCCGGUGGAACGCUCCUCGCGGCCUCCUCGCCGCCUCCUCGCUCCUCGCUCCUCGCCGCCUCCUCGCCGCUCCUCGCUCCUCGCCGCCUCCUCGCUCCUCGCUCCUCGCCGCCUCCUCGCUCCUCGCUCGCUCCACGCCGCCUCCAAACGCGCGUCCAUCUCCAACGCUCAGAAGAUUCCGGAUUAAACAUGACGAGUCGAGUCGAAGUAACUCUUCGUGGCGAGCGGGGCCGUGUGUGGAGUGCGGUUGCCAUGGCGACGUGGCGCUCUGUACCGACGCCGUGUGCCCGAACCCGCGGUGCGACUUCCAGAGGGGUGAGCGUUUGAGAAUUCCUGCCAACAAGUGCUGCCCUGAAUGCAUCUCGUCCCAGGGCUCGUGUCAGUACGAGGGCGUCACCUACGGGGCGGGCUCCGUGUGGCAGCCGUCUCCCUGCUCCCAGUGCCUCUGUUCCGGGCUCGGCGUCUCGUGCUCGGCCCUGUCCUGUCCCCCUCUGGACUGUCCCCUGGAUCACAGAGAGUUCACCCCCGAGGGAGAGUGCUGUCCCCAGUGUGUGCGCGACGGAGCCUCGUGUUUGUGGGACGAGCGACGGCUCCGCGACGGCGAGCGGCUCCAGUCCGGACUCUGCUCCAGGUGCUCGUGCUCCGACGGGGAGGUGCAGUGUUCCGUGGCCGAGUGCCCCUCCGUCUCCUGCAAAACGCACGGGGAGCAGUGGCAGAAGGACCCGUGCACCACCUGUGUGUGUGACAGGGGACAGUCCAGGUGCCACAGCCGCACCUGCCCUCCCCUCACCUGUCAGAAGGGUCAGACUGGAGUUCGACGCCCGGGUCAGUGCUGUGAGGAGUGUGUCUGGCCCAAAGGCAGCUGUCUGUACGAGGGGACCGUACGUUACCAUGGCGACAUGUGGAACGGCUCGGGCUGCGAGUUCUGCUCCUGUAACAGAGGCCAGGUGCUGUGCCAGAGAGCGGAGUGCGAGGAGGUCCACUGUCCGCAGGAGAGUCAGAGUCAUUUUGUUCCGGGGGUCUGCUGCCCAGUGUGUUCAUCUGAAAAACCAGGAUGUGUGCACCACGGAAAGAACUACAAGGCCCUGUCCCGUUGGUCGGAGGGUCCGUGUCGUGAGUGUGCGUGUGCAGACGGUCAUGUGACGUGUUACGUGCGCUCCUGCCCCACGUGCACGCCCGGGCUCCUGUCUGUCACUCAGGAGGGACACUGCUGCCCCAGAUGCCAACAGGUGCGGUGUCACUCGGAGUGCUCCACCUGCUCUGGGAGUCCUGACCACUGUGACAGCUGCUCCGACCCAAACUCUGUGCUCCACCUGGGCCGCUGCCUGCCCCACUGCCCCCCCGGCUUCUACCAGGACCAGCACGUCUGCAAACUGCGGUGUCACUCGGAGUGCUCCACCUGCUCUGGGAGUCCUGACCACUGUGACAGCUGCUCCGACCCAAACUCUGUGCUCCACCUGGGCCGCUGCCUGCCCCACUGCCCCCCCGGCUUCUACCAGGACCAGCACGUCUGCAAACUCAAGACCGAGAGACCGAGUGGCUUCGAGACCGACACGAGUCCGAGUCCGAGCGGCUUCGAGUCCGACACGAGACCGAGUCCGAGCGGCUUCGAGACCGAGACGAGACCGAGUCAGAGCGGCUUCGAGUCCGAGACGAGACCGAGUCCGAGCGGCUUCGAGACCGACACGAGACUGAGUCCGAGUGGCUUCGAGUCCGAGACGAGUCCGAGACCGAGCGGCUUCGAGGCCGACACGAGUCCGACCUGCGCUCCGUCCUGCCUCUCCUGCUCGGGCCCGUCUCAGUGUGACUCGUGUGGACCGCAGGGGGCGCUGCUGAGCCCCGACCGACUCCAGUGUGUGUCCGUGUGUCCGUCUGGAUCCUACCAACACGACCACGCGCACUGCAAAGAGUGUCACACUUCCUGCUCCGAGUGUCGUGGUCCGUCUGAAGACCAGUGUGUGUCCUGCUCCCGCCUCACCCCCCUCCUCCACCAGGGGCGCUGUGUGUCCCACUGCCAGACCGGAUACUACGCACGAGAAAACACCUGCCACGCCUGCGACUCGUCCUGUGAGUCCUGCUUCCCGGACAAACCUCUCUGCACCGGCUGUCCCCCGGGAGCCGCACUGCAUCAUGGGAAAUGUAUUUCCGAGUGUCCGCCGCGCCACUACAAGGACGGCCACGGCAGAUGCAGAGAGUGUGACGGUUCUUGCGCCUCCUGCUGGGGUCCGUCGGUGGCUCAUUGUUCCGUUUGUUCCGGUGAACUUCUGCUGCACCAGGGACAAUGUGUGAAGACGUGUGGAGACGGACUGUACCCCCACCAACAGACCUGCCACAAUUGUCACCCCUCGUGCCGCUCGUGCGUGGGACCUCUGGCCUCGGACUGCGUGAUCUGUCUCAAACCCGACCUGGUCCUGGUUCCUCAGUAUCCGAGCUCCCGACACGGAGUCUGCGCCGACAAGUGUCCCAAGUACAGCUACACGGACCCCGACGACGUGUGCAGAGAGUGUGACUCAUCGUGUCUUCAGUGCACCGGGCCCUCCGCCGACUCCUGCGUCUCCUGCCCGUCUCUCAGCUCUCUGCUCGGGGGUCGCUGUGUGCCCCGGUGUCCGGAAGGAGGCUACAGCGAGGAGGGGGUCUGCCAAGACUGUCACCCCUCGUGCCUGUCGUGCUCGGGCCCCUCUCAGGCCGACUGCUCCUCGUGUCCCCCGGGGGCCGCUCUGCUCGGAGGUUUCUGCAGGACGAGCUGUGGAGAGGGGCAGUACCUCAGCCCCACCACCGGGGGCUGCACCAAAUGCAGUGCGGACUGUCAGCGCUGCACGGCAGACCUCCGGGCAGCAGGGGGCAGUGUGUGUCUCUGGUGUAAAGCGCCCAGGACUCUGCUGUUGGGAGACCACUGCGUUUCCGAGUGUCCUGUGGGACACUUCGGGCGACACGGAGCCUGUGUGGAAUGCCACUCGUCCUGUGGAUCCUGCAGUGGGGCGGGGCCUCUGUCCUGCACUUCCUGUCCCGCCCCCUUCGUCCUUUUAAGGUCGGGUCAGUGCGCUCCUUCCUGUCCACGAGGCUUCUACCAGGACGCACAGCGGACCUGCCUCGAGUGCGACCCCCAGUGCCUCACGUGCACGGCCCCGGGAGCGUGCACGGCGUGUCUGGACCCAAACAAAGUCCUGCAGUUCGGCGAGUGUCAGUACGAGAGCUGCGCCCACCAGUACUACCUCAACACCACCACCCGCACCUGUCAAGAGUGUGACUGGAGCUGUAACUCCUGCAGAGGCCCCAGGAACACAGACUGUGUACAGUGUAUGGACGGACACGUACUACAACACGGACUGUGUACACAGCACUGCAGUACUGGAUACUACAGAGAGGGGGAGCACUGCCAAGCGUGUGACUCAGACUGUGACCAGUGUCUGGGUCCGUCUCUCUGUCAGCUCUGUGCGUCUCCUCUUGUGGCUCUCAGGGGCCUCUGUGUGGAGCAGUGUGGGCCCCUGUACUACCUGGACCCCGACGCUCGAGUCUGCAAACCCUGCUCGUCGGACUGUGAGGCGUGCGAGGGCCUGGGCCAGUGCACCGUCUGUGCUCAGGGCAGCUUCCUCAUCCAGGGAUACUGCACCCCCGACUGUGGCCACGGUUUCUACGGCGACGCCAACACCAGGACCUGCCACGUGAACGUGCUCCCUCCCCGGCUGCUCGUGAACGGCUCCCUCCUGGUUCCUCUGGGCGGGACGGCGCCGCUGCCUCCGUCCCUGCUCGGGGUGUCGGACCGGGACAGCGCCCCCCGUCUGCUGCGCUUCGAGCUGCGGUCGUCCCCCUCCAACGGGCGUCUGUACCUGCGGACGGGAGCCGAGGAGAAGGAGCUGAGGCCCGGAGACGAGUUCAGCCCGGAGCAGCUCAGCGCGGGACGGGUUCUGUUCAGACACGAGCCCGACAAAUCCAGGUGUUCUCGUGUAAACAGACUCUCAGCGUUGUACCUGAACACGUUCAUAUUUUGGGAGAAUGUGAACUGUGAGCGUGUUCAUUCUGUGUCUGUGAACAACAUGCUCUUCUAUUUGACUCGGGUUCCAGAUUUCUUUAGUGUCCCAGAGGAAAACCUGGCUAAGCAGGCGGCUCCUCGGGUCCUGACCCUCUCUCCUCUGGCGGUGGAAGGUCCCGGAGCCGCGGCGUCGCUCUCCAGGUCCGUCCUCCACGUCGAAGACCCCGACAACGCGGCCGACGUCCUGGUGAUGGUCCUGGAACCUCCCCAGCACGGCCGCCUGACCCGCCUCCACGCCGACCGCGCCCUCAACCGCUUCAAACUGGACGAACUGUGGCGGCGGCAGGUCCAGUACCUGCACGACGGGUCCGACUCCGCCCACGACAGUGCGGUUCUGCAGAUCAACGACGGCCACAACUACAAGAACGUGCUGCUCAGGAUCGAUAUUCACCAGAAGGCUGCAGACUCUCCCCAGGCCCACGCCGUCCCUCUGGCCUGGGUGAAGGAGGGCGGGAUGGUGCGUCUGGACAGAAAGUACCUCCACGUGGAGUUUAAAGGCGUGCGCUCCGAGGACACGGUGUACACCAUCCUGUCUGCGCACGGACGGCCCACGCACGGCGACGUGGUCUUGGCCUCCAUGCCGGCAGACUCCCCCCCGGACCCCCCCACGUCCCGGGACUCGGGCUUCACCCCCACGUCGUCCUUCACCCAGCAGGACGUGAACGAUGGAGCCGUGUGGUACAGGCACCGCGGGGCCGGCACCUCCACCGACUCUUUCCAAUUCAAGGUCUCCGCAGACUCGGGGCCGCAGUUCCAGAGUGACCCUCAGACCUUCACCAUCGGGGUCCUGCCUCAGCUGCCCGGGUUCCCUCAGCUCUCCCCGGACUGCGAGCUCCAGAUCACGGCUCUGGAGGACAGGGUCACCGAGAUCACCCCCGCCGCGCUCUCUUUUGUCGAUUCGGAAACGCCCAGUGACAAACUCAUCUACAACAUCACCAAACCUCUCCCCGCUGAACACGGAGUCCUGGAGCAUCGUGACAGACCUUCCUCCCACGUGUCUCAGUUCAGUCAGGCCGACGUGGACAAGGGCUUGAUCAUCUACAGACCUCCACACGCCCCUUCACACCUGCAGGAGCUCUACACUUACUCCUUCACUGGGCUGCCGGAGUCUCUCAGCAUCUACUUCACAGUGUCGGACGGCGAGCACACGACUCCAGAGAUGGACUUCGCCAUCCUGGUCCUGUCCAACCACCAGCAGCCGCCCGUGUUCCAGGUGCUGGACCCUCUGGUGGAGGUCAGCGUGGGGGGCCAGGCCACCAUCGGAGGGCAGCAGUUGGCCGUGAGCGACGCCGACACUGCUCCCGACGAGCUGGAGUUUGAGCUGAGCGAGGCCCCGGAGCACGGAGACCUGAUCAGGACAGACACACGGCAGAAGAUGAACAAAGGUGACGUCUUCUCCUUCGCCGACGUCACUCGCGGCGUGCUUCUCUACCGUCACGGCGGCGGCGUCUCGCACCUCGAGGACCGCGUCGCCGUCUCCGUGAGCGACGGCAUCUCCAUGGCGACGGCGGUGGUGACGGUGGCCGUGCUGGGCGCCGGGGGCGACGGGCCGGAGCCGGACCCGGGGGCGGCGCUGUCCCUGCAGGUGACGGAGAGGAGCAGCACCGUGAUCCGACGCGGCCACCUCGCCUACACCGACGACGUGUCUCCGGACGGUGAGAUCCGGAUGCAGCUGGUGUCCGUGCCCAUGUACGGGAUCCUGACGCGCUCCGAGGACCAGCACAAGCACCAGGAGCUCCAGGAAUACUCCUCCUUCACCAUGGACGACAUCAACAAACAGCGCAUCAGGUACAUCACAUCUGUGGAGACCGGGAGCCAGCCCAUCACCGACAUCUUCCACUUCACGGUUUACGACGGAGACAACAAUCGCCUCGACAACCAGAUGUGCACCAUCACCAUCAGCUCGGCCCUGCGGCGCCCCCCGGAGGUCACCGUGCGCCCCGGCAUCCAGGUGGAGGAGGGCGGCAGAGUGCAGCUGUCCACGGCCCACAUCACCGUCACGGACCAGGACACGCCCAGGAAGGAGCUGCUGGUGUGGCUCGUCACCGCGCCCAAGUACGGCUUCAUCGAGAACACCAGACCAGGAGGUUCAGUCGGGGGUUCCAGGGUCAUCACUCCCGACGUUCCUUUUUCCGUGGACGACCUGGUUCACGAACGCAUCUUCUACGUCCAGGACAAAAAGCACAAAACUCAAGAGAAAAAAGACAUCUUCAGUUUCUACAUCAGCAACGGCCACAGUCAGACCGAGGCCUUCAACGUGGAGAUCGACAUACAGACUAAAGCCGCCCUGGAGCCGGUGGUGUCCGUGAGCAGCAUCCACGUGGAGGAAAACUCGGGCGUGGUCAUCACAAACUCCUCCCUGAGCGUGAAGGACAGAGACACGCCGGAGAACGAGAUCAUCUUCACCAUCAUACGCAAGCCCUCCUACGGGAAACUGCGCAGGCGUCAGUUCUACUCCCAGCCUCUAGAGAGCGGUAAAGUUCUGUCUCAGGGCUCCACCUUCACGUACCAGGACGUGCUGGACCGGCUGCUGGUGUACACGCCCGACUCGACCAGCGGGGGCGCCGACGAGCUGGGCUUCACGCUCACAGACGGAGUCCACACGCACACGGGACGACUCCACUUCACCAUGGAGGUCCUGCGCAGCGAGGGGCCCCGGAUGACCGUCAACAGAGGACUGCAGCUGCCCGCAGGCACGUCUUCUAAAAUCACGGAGCAGAACUUGAAGGGCACGGAUAUCGAUUCGGACGACGUGAAGCUGAGGUACGUCCUGACCAAAGAGCCGGCCGGCGGGAGACUUCUGCUGAACCAGGAAAAGCUCUCUGUGAAGGGGCCCGUCAACGGAUUCACCCAGGAACAAGUCAACAAAGGCCUGGUGCAGUUCAGCCACGAGAAGUCGGAGAAAGGAGGGAGUCUGUCCUUCAAGUUCAACCUGGUGGAUCCCGAAGGCAACAAGCUCAUCGACCAGUCCUUCUACAUCAGCGUUCUGGAGGACCGUCUCCCUCCGUCUGUGGAGGUGAACAAAGGCCUGGUCCUGGAUGAAAACACCAUGAAGAAGAUCACGACCCUGCAGCUCUCGGCCAGCGACCAGGACAGCGAACCGGCCGAGCUGCUCUUCACCGUCACCAAGGAGCCGGCGUUAGGGCAUCUGGAGCACGUCAACAACCCAGGCUCCAGGAUCAGCUCGUUCACUCAGGCUGAUCUGGCGUCUCGGAGCGUCCAGUACGUCCACACCAGCGAAGAGGAGAAACACGCCGACCAGUUCUCCUUCACCGUAUCCGACGGCAACAACGAGGUGGCCCAGACCUUCUACAUCACGAUCAAACCGGUGGACGACUCUCUGCCUCUGCUCUCCGUCCCCGGGAUGAGAGUCCAGGAGGGAGUGAGGAAAACCAUCACCGAGUUUGAGCUGAAGGCCACGGACGCAGACACAGAGGCGGAGUCGCUCGUCUUCACCGUGGUGCAGCCGCCUCGUCACGGCACCAUCGAGCGAACGCACAACGGCCAGAGCUACCGCCAGACCAGCUCCUUCACCAUGGACGACAUCUACCAGAACCGGAUCAGCUACAACCACGACGGCUCCAACUCCCUCAAAGACCGAUUCAGCUUCAGCCUCUCCGACUCCACCAACCUGCUCUUCAUGGUGCACGAGGCUGGCAAAGAGGUCGUGACGGCGGCUCCGCAGAAGUUUAAGAUCGAUAUUCUGCCGGUGGAUGACGGGACUCCGCGCAUCGUCACCAACCUGGGCCUGCACUGGCUCGAGUACAUGGACAACAAGGCGACCAACCUGAUCAGCCGUAAGGAGCUGCUGACCAUGGACCCGGACACGGAGGACGACCAGCUGGUUUAUGAAAUCACCACGGAGCCAAAGCACGGAUUUCUGGAGAGCAAACUCAAACCUGGCAACCCCAUCACCACAUUCACACAAGCGGACAUAAACCUGGGUCUGAUCCGCUACGUGCUGCGGCCGGAGAACCUGCACGAGACCAUGGACCUGUUCCAGUUCUCAGUGAGGGACAGUAAACCCAACACCGUCACGGACAACGUUUUCCACAUCCAGUGGUCCCUGCUCAGCUUCCAGCACACCAGUUAUAACGUGAGUGAGAAGGCGGGCACGGUGUCGGUGACGGUGAAGCGCACGGGGAAUCUGAACCAGUACGCCGUGGUCCUGUGUCGAACUGAACCCGACUCCGCCUCCUCCUCCUCCUCCUCCAACAACAAACCGGGAACUCAGGACUACGUGGAGUACGCCGGGCAGGUCCAGUUCGACGAGCGCGAGGACACCAAAGUCUGCACCGUCAUCAUCAACGACGACCAGGUGUUCGAGGGCGUGGAGCGGUUCAGGGUGGAGCUGAGCAUGCCCGUCUACGCCCUGCUCGGACCCAACGCCCGCGCCGUGGUCAACAUCAACGACACGGAGGACGAGCCCAGGCUGCAGUUCGACCAGAAGACCUACCACGUGAACGAGAGCGCCGGCUUCGUGCACGCGCCCGUCCAGAGGAAAGGUGACCCGUCCAGCACCGUCUCCGCUCUCUGUUACACCGUCCCGAAGUCGGCUCAGGGCUCCAGUCUGACGGGCCUGGAGUCCGGCUCGGACUUUAAGACCCGGGGAAUGACCGGCGCCAACCGCGUGGUGUUCGGGCCCGGCGUCUCCAUGACGACCUGCGACGUGAAGCUGAUCGACGACAGCGAGUACGAGCUGUCGGAGGAGUUCGAGCUGGUGCUGUCGGACGCCUCGGACAACGCCCGACUCGGGGACGUGCCGGUCGCCAAAGUGGUGAUCGACGGGCCCAACGACGCCUCCACCGUCUCCCUCGGCAACGCCACCUUCACCUUCAACGAGGACGCAGGCACCAUCGAGAUCCCCGUGCUGCGUCAGGGCAGCGACCUGUCCUCUCUCACCUCCGUGUGGUGCGCCGCCCGCCCGUCCGACCCGCCCUCCGCCAGCCCCGGGGUCGACUACAUCCCCAGCUCCAAGAAGGUCCAGUUCAAACCCGGGAUCACACAAGAGACGUGCAGCCUGACCAUCGUGGACGACCUGCAGUCCCCGGUCAUCGAAGGCCCCGAGUCGUUCGUGGUGUUCCUCAGCUCUCCGCAGGGGGCGGUGCUGCAGGAGCCGUACGAGGCCAGCGUGGUCAUCCAGGACACCUUCUUGGACAUUCCCAGUAUGCAGUUUGAGAAAACGUCUUUCACGGUGAAGGAGAGAGACUCCGUGUUAAACCUGCCGGUGGUUCGGAGCGGAGACUUGUCCUUUAAAUCGUCGGUGCGAUGUUUCACCCGCACGAUGUCGGCCGCCGUCAUGGACGACUUCGAGGAGAGACCCAACACGGACCAGUCCAGGAUCACCUUCCUCAAAGGAGAGAGGGUGAAAAACUGCACGCUGCACAUCGUCGACGACUCGGUGUUUGAGCCGGACGAGCAGCUGCAGGUGCACCUGGGCUCUCCUCUGGGGGAGCACUGGAGCGGGGCCAUGGUGGGGACCAGCGACGUCGCCACGGUGACCAUCUCCAACGACGAGGACGCCCCCACCAUAGAGUUCGAGCAGGCGUCCUACCAGGUCCGAGAGCCCCCGGGUCCAGACGGGGUCCAGGUCCUCAACGUGAAGGUGGUCCGACGAGGAGACCUGGACCGGACCUCCAAGAUCCGCUGCAGCACCCGGGACGGAUCGGCCCAGUCCGGAGUGGACUACAACCCCAACAGCCGCGUGCUCCGCUUCACCCCAGGAAUGGACCACAUCGUUUUCAAGGUGGAGAUCUUGUCCAACGAGGACCGGGAGUGGCACGAGUCCCUGUCCUUGGUCCUCGGUCCCGACGACCCGGUGGAGGCGGUGCUCGGAGACAUCACCGUGGCAACAGUGACCAUCCUGGACCAGGAAGCAGCGGGCAGCCUCAUCCUCCCCGCCCCGCCCAUCUGGGUGAAGGAACCCGAGGCCGGUGGCCAACCCAAAGCACCUUUGAAGUGGGAAGUGAACACCAACGGAGCCCGGUCCCCGUUUGAGACGGUCACCGACACUACUCCCUACACCAGUGUCAAUCAUAUGGUGCUGGACAGUAUCUACUUCUCUCGGCGGUUCCACGUGCGCUGCGUGGCUCAGGCUCGGGAUAAGGCCGGACACCUGGGGACCCCCCUGAGGAGCAACAUCGCCACCGUGGGGACGGAGGGCGCCAUCUGCCACACGCCGGUCACCACGGGAACGGCACGAGGCUUCCAGGCGCAGUCCUUCAUCGCCACGCUCAAGUACCUGGACGUCAAGCACAAAGAGCACCCCAACAGGAUCCACAUCUCGGUGCAGAUUCCUCACCAGGACGGGAUGCUGCCCCUGGUGUCCACUCUGCCCCUUCACAACCUGCACUUCCUCCUGUCCGAGUCCAUCUACAGACAACAGCACGUCUGCUCCAACCUGGUCACGCUCAGCGACCUGCAGGGAAUCUCUGAGUCCGGUUUCCUGGACGACGUCUCGUUCGACAGCAUCUCUCUGGGCCCCGGGUACGACCGGCCGUACCAGUUCAACCCGAGCGUCCGUGAGCCCAGGACUCUGCAGCUCUACAAACACCUGAACCUGAAGAGCUGCAUCUGGACCUUCGACGCCUUCUACGACAUGACCGAGCUCAUCGACGUGUGCGGCGGCUCCGUCACCGCCGACUUCCAGGUACGUGACUCCGCCCAGUCCUUCCUGACCGUGCAGGUUCCUCUGUACGUGUCCUACAUCUACGUGACGGCUCCUCGGGGCUGGGCGUCUCUGGAGCACCACACAGAGAUGGAGUUCUCCUUCUUCUACGACACCGUGCUCUGGAGGACAGGUAUCCAGACCGACAGUGUCCUCUCCGCCCGACUCCAGAUCAUCAGAAUCUACAUCCGAGACGACGGGCGCCUGGUCAUCGAGUUCAAAACACACGCCAAGUUCAGAGGCCAGUUUGUGCCGGAGCACCACACCCUGCCCGGGCACAAGUCUCGUCUCAUGGCCCCGGAUCAUUUGGGGGGAAUGGAGUUUGACCUGCAGCUGCUGUGGAGCGCUCAGAGCUUCGACUCGCCGUACCAGCUGUGGAGGGCCACCAGCUCCUACAGCAGGAAGGACUAUUCCGGGGAGUACACGGCGUUCCUCAUCCCGUGUACGGUCCAGCCCACUCAGCCCUGGAUCGACCCUGGAGACAAACCUCUGUCCUGCACGGCCCACGCUCCAGAGAAGUUCCUGGUGCCCAUCGCGUUCCAGCAGACGAACAGGCCCGUGCCCGUGGUCUACUCCCUCAACACGGAGUUUCAGCUUUGUAACAACGAGAAAGUGUUUCUGCUGGACCCCAGCUCCAACGACGUGUCUGUCAACGAGAUGGACUACAAGGGAGCCUUCUCUAUGGGUCAGACUCUGUACGGCAGAGUGCUGUGGAAUCCCGAGCAGAACCUGAACGCGGCGUACAGACUGCAGCUCGAGAAGGUUUAUCUGUGCACGGGCCGAGACGGAUAUGUGCCUUUUUUUGACCCCACGGGGACACUGUACAACGAGGGCCCCCAGUACGGCUGCAUCCAACCCAACAAGCACCUCAAGUACCGCUUCCUGCUGCUGGACCGUAAGCAGCCCGAGGUGUGCGACAGAUAUUUCCACGACGUUCCCUUCGAGGCUCACUUUGCGUCGGAGAUCCCGGAGCUGCAGUCCAUGAGCUCCAUGCCCGGAGUGGACGGCUUUACCAUGAAGGUGGACGCGCUGUAUAAGGUUGAGGCGGGGCAUCAGUGGUACCUCCAGGUGAUCUACGUCAUCUCCCCCGACUCUCACAAAGGCUCCAGAGUCCAGCGCUCCGUCACCUACCAAAUCCAGCCCCAAAUCCAGCCCCAAGCUCCACCUGAGACCCUGCCAGAGUCCCAGUCCUGGUCCAGACGCAGACGAGACCUGGUGGACCGCUCCGGCAAACUCACGCUGGACGAAUCCUUGAUCUACGACAACGAGGGCGACGCGGUGAAGAACGGCACCAACAUGAAGUCCCUGCGGCUGGAGAUCAUCCCGUCGGCCUCGUACACGGCGCACGUGGGCAAGUCCGUGGGCGGUAGCGUCGCCGCGGUGACCGUGCUGAUGCUCGCCGUUUUGGCGGCCGGGUUCGUGUUCAGGAAGUGCCGGAAAGCGCAGCAGGCCAAGCAGGCGCAGAAGAACUACGAAGAGUACCCGCUGAACACCAAAGUGGAGGUGUGCCUGGACAAGUGCGUGGAGAAGAACUUCGGGAGCAGGCACUGCACCGUGAGGAACGUCAAUGUUCUGAACCGCAGCCAGGACAAAGCCAAGGUCAAGCAGGUGAACUUAGAGGUCAAACUUCGGAACAACCUGAACGAUGGGACCGAGGUUUAA
This is a messenger RNA of Boleophthalmus pectinirostris (great blue-spotted mudskipper), 12378 nucleotides long. RefSeq names its product Fraser extracellular matrix complex subunit 1 (gene fras1). The record is from RefSeq and is a predicted model, not a curated record. Gene Ontology annotation, cellular component: membrane. Lineage: Eukaryota; Metazoa; Chordata; Actinopteri; Gobiiformes; Gobiidae. Bases 1 to 12378 code for a protein of 4125 amino acids. The transcript has 75 exons. Gene Ontology annotation, molecular function: protein binding. Gene Ontology annotation, biological process: cell communication.